UCUUACGAGACCCAGCAGGAGAAGGAGCACUGAGAGCAGCAUGGAGGAGAACAAAGAGACCCCCAGACCUCAGGAACGGAGAAGAAGAAAGCGAACCGGAUCUCACAUAUGUGACCAGUGUAACAAAUCCCUCACAACAUCUAAUUCUUUAAAGAAUCAUCAGCGCAUUCAUACUGGAGAGAAACCGUACAGCUGUGACCAGUGUGGGAAAACCUUUGCUCAGAAAAGCAGCCUUUCAACUCAUCAGCGCAUUCACACUGGAGAGAAACCACACAGCUGUGACCAGUGUGGGAAAACCUUUGCUAGGAAAAGCAACCUUUCAACUCAUCAGCGCAUUCACACUGGAGAGAAACCACACAGCUGUGAAAUGUGUGGGAAAACUUUUGCUCAGAAAAGCAGCCUUUCAACUCAUCAGCGCAUUCAUACUGGAGAGAAACCGUACAGCUGUGACCAGUGUGGGAAAACCUUUGCUCAGAAAAGCAGCCUUUCAACUCAUCAGCUCAUUCACACUGGAGAGAAACCACACAGCUGUGACCAGUGUGGGAAAACCUUUGCUCAGAAAAGCAGCCUUUCAACUCAUCAGCUCAUUCACACUGGAGAGAAACCACACAGCUGUGACCAGUGUGGGAAAACUUUUGCUCAGAAAAGCACCCUUUCAACUCAUCAGCUCAUUCACACUGGAGAGAAACCACACAGCUGUGAAGAGUGUGGAAAAACGUUCAUUUCAUCAAGUGAUCUCUCAGUCCAUCAUCGUAUUCACACAGGAGAGAAACCACACAGCUGUGAAGAGUGUGGAAAAACGUUCAUUUCAUCAAGUGGUCUCUCAGUCCAUCAUCGUAUUCACACUGGAGAGAAACCAUACAGCUGUGAAGAGUGUGGAAAAACGUUCACUUCAUCAAGUAGUCUCUCAGUCCAUCAUCGUAUUCACACAGGAGAGAAACCAUACUGGUGUGAAGAGUGUGGAAAAACGUUCAUUUCAUCAAGUCAUCUUCAGAGCCAUCAUCGUAUUCACACGGGAGAGAAACCAUACAGCUGUGAAGAGUGUGGAAAAACCUUUUCUCAUGGUAGUAGUCUUAAAGCCCACCAGCACACUCACUCUGCCUCCAUCUGAUCCUUUUCUGAGUCAAGCUAGCAUUCCUCCUGCUUUUCUCCAAAUGUAAAGCUGACCAACAGUGACUUUACGUUCUAAUAAACAUGUUUUUUAUGGACUACAUUCAGACCUCCCAAAACCCUGCUGUCCUCACACACUUAGCUCUAUAUGAGAGUGCUCUGGUUAAUGAAAAUGUU
This is a messenger RNA of Trematomus bernacchii (emerald rockcod), 1287 nucleotides long. RefSeq names its product zinc finger protein 502-like. The transcript is spliced from 3 exons. Gene Ontology annotation, biological process: regulation of transcription by RNA polymerase II. The record is from RefSeq and is a predicted model, not a curated record. Gene Ontology annotation, molecular function: RNA polymerase II cis-regulatory region sequence-specific DNA binding; DNA-binding transcription factor activity, RNA polymerase II-specific. NCBI's taxonomy places the organism in Eukaryota, Metazoa, Chordata, Actinopteri, Perciformes, Nototheniidae. The coding region runs from base 41 to 1111 and encodes 356 amino acids. Gene Ontology annotation, cellular component: transcription regulator complex; PcG protein complex.